AUGGAAGUGCUGCAGGCGCCUAUUAACCCGGCUCCCGCGCCCCCAUCCGCAGGCUCCAAGUGCAUUGCGCCACCUCCCCUCGAAAUCACCUCCGCGGGAUUGUGCGCUGAAGCCCCGUAUGCCCACGUCGCAUGCGUACGCAGCCCCCCGCAAGACUCUUUCCGAGGGGGCAGUUGGCCCCCCACACCGAAGCGUCAGCAGGCGCAGUUCCCUGACGCCCCCCACUUGCUUGACUAUCGUGCCGCCGACGAAACUGCAGAGGGUUCCCGCCGUGUGCACCAGGAAGACCUGCAGGACAAAAGGAAUGAAUCGCACUCCUGCCUGCAAACCCACCCCUGGUGCGCCUUCCCGCGCACAGCCAGCGACCGCCGCUUCUCCCCCGCCUUUGCCCAACCCCACGCCCCACCCGCGCACGGACGCGUCUGCCGCCAACGUCGCGGAAGUGGGUGGCGCUCUCGGCGCUCCGACCGGUCCCCCCCCCUUCCCCCCAGUGAUUUGUGGAGACGCAGCUGCCCCAGCUUGCAGGCGCGCUGCGGCAAACACGCCACACCAUGCGGGCGCAACAGGCCCCAAUACAGCCGUGACAGCCGUCGACGUGCCAUUUUGAGGCAAAAAGUAAUGACACGUAAAAAUAUCUUCCCCUCGCACGCCUGCCGCAUGCAUCACGCGGGGGCCGUGUGCCCCGCGUCCUCAGCAGACUUUAUGCAAUGA
This is a messenger RNA of Trypanosoma conorhini, 711 nucleotides long. RefSeq lists its product as uncharacterized. The transcript has a single exon. The record is from RefSeq and is a predicted model, not a curated record. NCBI's taxonomy places the organism in Eukaryota, Euglenozoa, Kinetoplastea, Trypanosomatida, Trypanosomatidae. Bases 1 to 711 code for a protein of 236 amino acids.